AUGAGGUUUAGCAGGAGGAUGAUUUGCUCCGCCUGGGGUUGCUUCAAUCUAGGCCUGGGGGCAGCGUCUGGGCGGGCUGACGCCACGGAGCGGCCGGACGAGGAUGAAUACUGUUUGCAUCCCUUUUGGCCGUACACGGAGACAGAGAGCAAGAGAGAGACAGAGCUUGAGAAGAUUCAGAUCUUUGUGAAAACGGUAACCGGGAAGACCAUCACCCUUGAGGUUGAAUCUAGUGACACUAUCGACAAUGCGUGUCAAGGCCAAGAUCCAGGAGAAGGAAAGUAUCCCCCGGACCAGCAGAUGCUCAUUUUCAUCGGAAAGCAGCUCGAGGAUGGUCGUACUCCUGCUAAUUACAACAUUCAGAAAGAAUCAACUCUGCAUUUGGUUCUGAGGCUUCGUGGUGGUAUUAUCGAGCCUUCUCUCAUGGCAUUGACUAGAAAGUAUAACCAAGAGAAGAUGAUCUGCCGCAAGUGUUAUGCACUCCUUCAUUGCGGUGUUGUCAACUGUAGGAAGAAGUGUGGACACAACAACCAGCUAGUUGAGGCGAAAGAAGAAGAUCAAGUAGACAUUGAUUGCGUUGGGGGAAUGCCAUGUCUUUUUACAUCAUUGGCUUCUGCAUUUGAUCCUGUUCAAUUAAAUUAA
This is a messenger RNA of Rosa rugosa (rugosa rose), 642 nucleotides long. Its product is annotated as ubiquitin-ribosomal protein eL40 fusion protein-like. Gene Ontology annotation, molecular function: structural constituent of ribosome; protein tag activity; ubiquitin protein ligase binding. Lineage: Eukaryota; Viridiplantae; Streptophyta; Magnoliopsida; Rosales; Rosaceae. The transcript has 2 exons. The record is from RefSeq and is a predicted model, not a curated record. Gene Ontology annotation, cellular component: nucleus; cytoplasm; ribosome. Gene Ontology annotation, biological process: protein ubiquitination; translation; modification-dependent protein catabolic process. The coding region runs from base 1 to 642 and encodes 213 amino acids.